UGUAAUGUGUUCCUACUAAAAAAAGACAUAGAACAGUGCUAGUGACAAUUCCCAAAAUGGCUUGUUUUCUCUCUUUCACUGUCUUCACCCUUUACUUCACCCAGUUCUCUAUCUUUUUCAAUACAAUCAAUGGAGUUUUUAUUGAGGAAGUCGUAGAGGACAUAGCAAUAAAGCGAGAUGACAAGACGACCCACCUCCACUUCUACUUCCAUGACAUUGUAGGUGGCAAAAACCCAAGUGUUGUGAGAAUUGCAGGGCCACCAGACAGUUUUAUUGGGAACUUUGGCAACACAAUGAUGGCUGAUGAUCCACUAACUGAAGGGCCAAAACCCACAUCAAAACUUGUUGGAAAAGCUCAAGGCCUCUAUGCCAUGGCUGCUCAAAAUGAUUUGGCAUUGCUUAUGGUUAUGAACUUUGUAUUUUUGGAAGGUCAGUAUAAUGGUAGUAGCAUUAGCAUUCUUGGGAGAAAUGCAGUGCUUCUUGAUCAGAGAGAAAUGCCUAUUGUUGGAGGUAAUGGGCUUUUCAGGUUUGCUCGCGGCUAUGCAUUGGCACAUACAAUUUCAGCUGAUCCUAGCACAGGAGAUGCCAUUGUUGAGUACAAUGUUUAUGUACGGGCUUAGCACGACAUAGCCACAUUCGAUCAAUAGCAGUGGUAGUUUUUGUUGUUUUUCUUUUGGCAAGUUACAUGUACCAAUGGAUCUUAAAUUCGCAUUCUCAUUCUUCUAAUACUUAUAAGAGAAGGAGGUGCCAAAUAAGCUAGAGGUCAUUGGCAUAUAUGUUGAUAUUUCCUUGUGCUUUCUUGGCUAUGUUUUUAUUUAUAUAGUUGUUUUCACGAAUACAGUAGUCUAUUGUAUUAGGCGCAAUGGUUGCCUCAGAUAUAUUGUUGCAAUGAAACUGAGUGAAAUUCUAUAUA
This is a messenger RNA of Quercus robur (English oak), 913 nucleotides long. RefSeq names its product dirigent protein 22-like. The transcript has a single exon. The record is from RefSeq and is a predicted model, not a curated record. NCBI's taxonomy places the organism in Eukaryota, Viridiplantae, Streptophyta, Magnoliopsida, Fagales, Fagaceae. The coding region runs from base 57 to 620 and encodes 187 amino acids.